This is a messenger RNA of Rhopalosiphum padi (bird cherry-oat aphid), 741 nucleotides long. Its product is annotated as cuticle protein 7-like. Lineage: Eukaryota; Metazoa; Arthropoda; Insecta; Hemiptera; Aphididae. The transcript is spliced from 2 exons. Gene Ontology annotation, cellular component: extracellular matrix. The record is from RefSeq and is a predicted model, not a curated record. The coding region runs from base 11 to 598 and encodes 195 amino acids.
ACUGGGAGGGAUGAGGCGACAAAUUUUUAGCUUAAAUACCAUGUCUUUGGUCUCCGUAAUCACCAGUUCAUUUCUGCACACAGUCAAGCAAUACAUUGACCAAGCAAAAACAAAAACUACUAAAAUGGCCGCUAAGAUCAUCAUCCUCGCCGCUUGCGUGGCUACCGCUCUCGCCCAAUACUCUGCCCCCGCUUACAAGCCAGCGUACUCAGCGCCCGCUUACUCCGCACCAAAGGCUUACGCCCCAGAGCCCGCAUACGCCCCAGCCCCAUACAGCUUCGAAUACAGCGUAAACGACCCACACACCUACGACGUCAAGAGCCAAUCUGAAUACGCCGACGGCAACGGUUACGUCAAGGGAUCUUACAGCCUUUUGGAAGCCGAUGGUUCCACCCGCACCGUCGAAUACACCGCUGACGACUACAACGGUUUCAACGCCGUCGUCAAGAACUCCGCCCCAGCUGCCUACAAGCCAGCUUACUCCGCACCAGCUUACUCCGCACCAGCCUACGCUGCCCCAGCUUACCCAGCACCAGCAUACGCUGCACCAGCUUACUCUGCACCGGCCUACAAGCCAGCAUACAAACCAGCAUACUAAUAAUUUAUUUUGUCAUGUAAACCAAAUCUCUUCUUUACCUUUUUUGAUUUCAUGCCAUUGUCAUGAAAUUUUCAUUAUUCACCACAUAUUUAUGUCAUCGUUGUAUUUAUUUUAUAAAUAAAUAAUGAAAUAAAAUAAAUAAA